AUCGAUUGCUACAUACUGCUGCAUUGUGCUUUGUGUUUUCCGUCUUGCAUUCUUUUCUGGAAUGCUACAUCUCAUACUCUUCGAUGAAAAACAACAAUAACAAUGUAUAUCACGAGAAUAUGAUGAAGCAGUUUUGCACACAGUAUGGUCCGUUUCCCACCAGCCGGCCAAGUUGACUGUUUAUUUAAUUAUCGCCGCCAAUACAAAUGGCUUUCCGAUUGUUCAUGGCAGAGUCUGAAUCCCUCGUCAAACGGACCGCUAACACAAGUUUAAUAACCGAGCUUCACACCUGUUACUGAAUUUUCCCGCGAAAUCGAUGUCGCGUGCUUGACAUGCGCAGUCCAACGUCGGUCCGUUAAAUAGCAAGAGACGCCUGUGUGCUGUCAGAGUUGUUGCCUGAGCAGAUAGCGAUGGCAGAGAAAAAGUCAACGGGUGAGACGUCGGAGGGAUCGAAAAACUUUCUCAAACAGUUUCGAGACAUCAAGACGCGAGAUUUCAAACGCAUUACCGCAAGUCAGUUUAUGGACGUUUGGAACCACUAUGACAGCGAUGGUAAUGGAUUUAUCGAGGGGAAGGAACUCGACAAUUUCCUGUACGAGCUCGUCACCAGCGUCAACGUACAGGACGUGGGUCCGGAGGUUGUGUCGCAGACGGCUCUAGACCAAGCCAAAAAUCUUAUUCUCGCAGCGUUUGACGAGAACAAAGAUGGAAAAAUCGACAUAGCCGAGCUAGCGCAAAUCUUGCCAAUGGAGGAAAACUUUUUAUUACUGUUUCGAAGAGAUCACCCACUAGAAUCAAGCGUCGAGUUUAUGAAGCUAUGGCGAGACUACGAUACAGAUUGUAGUGGAUUCAUCGAAGCUGAUGAACUAAAGAAUUUUUUAUAUGACUUGCUGAAACAGUCGAAGAAGGAAGGCGAGGUUUCUGAAGAACAGUUAAUUACGUACGCGGAUACAAUGUUGCAGUUGUUCGACAGAAACAAAGAUGGCAAACUGCAGAUCAGCGAAAUGGCGAAACUGUUGCCUGUGCGUGAAAAUUUUCUGUGUCGGCCGAUCUUCAAGAGUGCCAACAAGCUGAACCGAGACGAUAUUGAACGGGUGUUUAACCUUUACGACAGGGACCACAAUGACUAUAUAGAAGACGAGGAACUGCAUGGGUUCUUGAAGGAUCUUAUGGAACUGGUCCAAGAGGAUUUUGACUCCAGUGACUUGGAGGAAUGUAAAAAAGCUCUGCUUGAAGCAUGCGACUUGAAUCAGGACGGGAGGAUAAACCGCAAGGAAAUGUACAUGGUGCUUUCGUCACAGAAUUAUGACGCCAUUGAUCCAUUGGAAUUAGCCAAAGACAAAAUGCCUUGUUUACUGAAGUGAUAAGUCAUAUGUAAACAUUUUUAAAAACAUUUAGUUACAUUGGGUGCUUGCUUUGUUUAGCUUUCGCUAAACUUUCACGAAAUUAUGAAAGUUACAUUUUGGUGGUUUUCUUUUCACCCAUUUUAUUUUCUUGUUGUAGACAAAUAUGACGUAAUUGUUUUCAGUCACCAUUACAAUAUAUUACAGUGGAAUCGAAUCGAAUCAUUAUAUAUUUAGUCCUGUACAUGUGUUUAUUUAGUUACUUAAUUAUCAUUAUUGUUUAUAUUUUUUAUUUUUUAUUAUUGAUUAUAUUUUUAAUGGUUAUUUAUUUCAUUAUAUUUUUAAAAUUAUGUAGUAUUUAUAUUUAAACUAUUUUUUAAAUUGUUUAUGUAGAUGUAUUGAUGUCGGCACGUUUCUGCAAAGCACAAUAAUAAAAUCCAAACUAUACUGAUGGAGAGAAAUAAAGGAUCACACAGAUAACAACAAGAAAUAAUGACUGCAUCAAAAAUCAAUUCAUAUUGUCAGAAGUUGACUGGGAACAUAUAGGCAGCACAUUCAACACUACAGACAUUCAAUCACACAUUACAACUUGGUAUGAAAUACAGACAUUACUACGCUAGUUGUGAAUUAAAUUUGGUCUACAAUUUGAUGUGUUCCCUUAUUUCUUUCCAUCAGUAUAUAUUCCAUUUUAUCACUUUCUUCAUUGUGUAUUUUCUAUUUUUCAUAAAUCAAGAAAUCAUGUUCAUCGAUUUGUUUGUUUUGCAUUAUCUAUAAUCAUAAAUGCAGAUUAUGAAAUAUUUGUUUGUCUUUCAUGUUCAUUGUUAUGUUAAGUGUUGUGGAUUUUCAUAAUAAUUACACAUUAUGUAACAUACAUGAUUUUGAAAAUAAUCACAAUUGACUAAGAUAUCAACUUAGUUUAAUUACAUAUUCAUUUAUGGGGUGGGUUUUAAUUAUUAUUAUAAUAGUUAUAAGUGUGCUUAGUACAUAUAUCUUGCUCGCAAAAUGUUUCGAAAUAUAUUAUGAAAUUAUGUGCGGUUUUUUGUCUAAAAUGCAAGGUACGGGGGGAAAUGUUAUUACAAAUAUUUUCUGGAUUAAUCAUAAUCUAACAAUUACAAUAUGGACCGUUGCCGUAUAGCCUCCUUUUGGGCCCUAAUAAAAUGAAAACCAGUAGAAAAUGAAUGCAUGCUUGGGUGGGAAGUUUAUUUUGACCUUAUAAUAGCAAUAUUUAGCAUAUUACUAGUUAGAUUAUAACAUCAAUAACGACAAUAAUAAUAAUAAUAAUAUUAUUAUUAUUAUUAUUAUUAAUGAUAAUAAUAAUAAUGAUGAAAUAAUAAUAAUAAUAAUAAUAAUAAUAAUAAUAAUAAUAAUAAUAAUAAUAAAUAAAAUAUCACAUCUAAUGAGAAGUGAACUUCAAAAACUAAGUUACUAGAACAGAAUAAUAUUGUAAAUAUCUAAUGUUAUAGUUUUUUCUACGUGUCGUGUCGCGUUUUAUACAAACAUUUGUACAAUGAAAAUAUUUGUUUAAAUUACAUUUUACACUUUCCUAAAUCUGAUGUCGCAGACUUUUAGAGUAAUCAAUUUGGAGUUCACGAUGACAUUAAACUAUAUGUUAGUGACUAGUACAAAGCUACACGUAAGUUUAACACUGAUCGCACCAAAAUAUUGGUGAGUCAGAUGUAACUAAUGUGUGUAUUUAAGAUAACUUGGCGACAGUUUGUUUGGUCGUCAGAAAUGUUCAAAUUGACAAUUUAUAGUAUGCUCCGUCUCUAUCCUCUAUGGCCUGGCUGGUUUAAUGGUUAAGCCGCCGGACUUAAGGCUGGUAGGUACUAGGUUCGCCUCCCGUUACCGGCUCCCUGAAUUUUGAAAUUGACCAUUUAUAAGUAAUCCCCAGCUCUAUCUUCUAUGGCCUGGGUGGUGUAGUGGUUGGGCCACAUGGCAUAAGGCUGGUAGGUACUGGGUUCGCAGCCCGGUACCGGCUCCCACCCAGAGAGAGUUUUAACGACUCAAUAGGUAGGUGUAAGACCACUACACCCUCUUCUCUCUCACUAACCACUAACAACUAACCACCAACCCACUGUCCUAGACAGACUGUUCAUAUAGCUGAGGUGUGUGCCCAGCACGACAUGCUUGAACCUUAAUAGGACAUAAGCAGGUGAAUGACUAUAAAUAUCCUCAAGAACCAAACGACCGGUGCUUAUAUUAUAUAUUAUAUGAUUAGGAUAGUAACUGUUUAAGGAUACAUGUUUGUCUUAAGCUAGCCACCCAUCCAUACGUGAUACGUAAUACGUGGUCCGUGAUCCGUGAUCCGUGAUUCGCAUAUGUGUAUGUGUCCGUGAGAAAUCGUUACAUAGGGAAGACGUUGCGAAUCAUCCAUUGAUCCACCCUGUGUCCGUGAGAAAUCGCUACAUAGGGAAGACGUUGCGAAUCAUCUAUUGAUCCGCCCUGUGUCCGUGAGAAAUCGCUACAUAGGGAAGACGUUGUGAAGCAUCCAUUGGUCCACCCUGUGUCCGUGAUAAAUCGCUACAUAGGGAAGACGUUGCGAAGCAUCCAUUGAUGCACUCCGUGUCCGUGAGAAAUCGCUACAUCGGGAAGACGUUGCGAAGCAUCCAUUGAUGCACUCCGUGUCUGUGAAAAAUCGCUACAUAGGGAAGACGUUGCGAAGCAUCCAUUUAUCCGCUUCGUUACCAUGAUGGUGUCCGCGUCCGCGAGGAAUCCCUCUGUGAGUGAUUUAUCACUAACACAGAUGCGUUAUUUUGAGGCUUGGCAUCACCUCGAUCACAUCAAUGACAAUGGGAAUUAUUUUUUCAUAUUUAGAGUGUUUCCACAUAUUUCAAUACGUAUUUAUGGAUGUACAAUUCAUACAUACACGGAUGCGGAUGCGGAUGCGGACACGGCCCACAGAUCACGUAUGAAUGGAUGACCAGCUUUAGUUUUUAUUCGACAAUAGUUGCUAGGUAAUUUAGUUCACAUAACCAAGUAUUCGUUUAUGAAACACGUGUACUUGUAUCCACUUGGGUUUUUAAAAAUUAUUAUUAUUACUUAGCUUUAGUCUAAAAUAUAUGUCACGUUUCUUUAUAUCGAAUUAAAAUGUCAUGUUUCUAUACAUCAGUUAUAAUGUGUCAGCAUAAUUCCAUUUAAUGUAUCGUGUAUGUCACUCAGGUGUGUAUCACUGUUACCAUGACUACGUAUUUUAAAUAUAGGUGCAGUUCUUUUCUGUUAUAUGUGCGACUGAAACGGACACUAGCGUGAAUUAAUCUAGAUAUCACCAUGUGCCGAUACAGGCAUUCUACAGCACUGUAUUCAGCUAACUGUUAUUGAAAACUAACACACGCGUUUACAACACUUUAUCUAGAUCAUUUUUAUUCAAAACUAGCACACUGUUCAACAACGCUAAAUCUAGCUAAUCGUUAUUCACAACUGACACACGCUUUUACAAGACUUUCUGUAGAUAAUUGUUAUUCAAAACUAACACCUGGUUCCAUAACGCUUUAUCCAGCUAACUGUUAUUCAAAACUAACACACGUUUUUACACUUUCUCUAGACAACUGUUAUUCAAAACUAACACACGUUUUUACACUUUCUCUAGACAACUGUUAUUCAAAACUAACACACGUUUUUACACUUACUCUAGACAACUGUUAUUCAAAACUAACACACGUUUUUACACUUUCUCUAGAUAACUAUUAUUCAAAACUAACACACGUUUUUACACUUUCUCUAGGUAACUAUUAUUCAAAACUAACACGCGCUUUUACAACAAUGUAUCUCGUUAAUUGUUUUUCAAAACUUAUACACGUUGUGACAACACUUGAUAUAGUCAGUCGUUAUUCGAAGCUAAUACACUUCUUUUCAUCACUUUCUUUAGAUAAUUAUUAUUCAAAAUUAACAUGUAUUUACAUCAACAUAUCUAGGUAAUUGUUAUUCAAACCAAACACGCGCUUUUAGAACACUGUAUCUAGCUAAUGGGAAUGACUGUGUUUACCAUUUUAAUGAUAGCUAACAGUACUGCAUUUUGUUCCAUGUAAGAAAAAACAAAUAGUCCUUUAAACCGACUCAGGCUUUUUUCAUCGUUUGUGAUCACCAUACAAAGUAAUGGUUUGUUUUGUUUAACUUCACCACUAGAGCACAUUGAUUAAUUAAUCAUCGGCUGUUGGAUGUCAAACAUGUGGUAAUUAUGACUCGUAGUCAACAGAGGAAACCCGCUACAUUUUCCCUAAUGCAGCAAGGGAUCUUUUAUAUGCACUGUCCCACAGACAGGAAAGCACAUACACCGCUUUUUGGAGGACUGCCAUUCCCAAGACUACUUGCACAGGAUAGAGAUGAAUGUAAUAUAUACAGGUAUGAGCGUUUAUAAGUGGUUCUCGUUUACAUACUUAUUUUUGAUUAUAUAGAUCACAGUGUUAUCGCUACUUGCGAAAAGGUGUAUAGAUUUGUUUUAAAUACUCUUUCAACCAAUUUAUACGUGUAUAUAUAUAUAUAUAUAUAUAUAUAUAUAUAUAUAUAUAUAUAUAUAUAUAUAUAUUCUUUUCUUUUCUUUAUUUCCUAGUCUUGGAGUGCUAUUACUAUAUCUAUUCUGUAUUUUAGCAUUGUUUUUGCUAUCUCUUAAGCUACACUAGUUAGGGUGGCUACACUUUUGUUAACAUUGUUCAUCUUAUUUGUCCUUUGUCAUGGUAAUACUUUAUAUAAACAGUGUUUAAUAAAAGUAUUAUUUUAAA
Gigantopelta aegis is the source of this 6058-nucleotide messenger RNA. RefSeq names its product calbindin-32-like. Gene Ontology annotation, biological process: regulation of presynaptic cytosolic calcium ion concentration; regulation of long-term synaptic potentiation. Gene Ontology annotation, molecular function: calcium ion binding. The coding region runs from base 411 to 1364 and encodes 317 amino acids. NCBI's taxonomy places the organism in Eukaryota, Metazoa, Mollusca, Gastropoda, Neomphalida, Peltospiridae. The transcript has 11 exons. The record is from RefSeq and is a predicted model, not a curated record. Gene Ontology annotation, cellular component: terminal bouton; synapse; cytosol.